AUUGUCUCCUAAUUUUAAAACUUGUACGACGGCUCGAUUCACCACCAUACAACCCACAUCCCUUUCCGACUCUUCAUUCAGUUCGCCGACCCAUGUUCGAUGUUCGCGCUACAUGUUCGCCUGCAGUUGGCAACACGCAGCGACAUUCCACCAACAUCAAAAACCCCAAAUUUCCAUACUAGCAGCUCGAUACUCAUUUGUUCGCCAGUUGUGUCGUACAAGUUUCCGAAUCACCAACACAAAAAAUGGUGGACCCUCAUGCGGUCUCAGAGUGGACCUGCGACGAAGUUCUCCAGUUGAUCACAGAAUACGGAAAACGGCCGGCACUCUGGGACCCCGACUGCAAAGACUACAAGAACAGAUUCAUCAAGCACCAGAUGUGGCUAGAACUGUCCGAGAUAUUCAAAUACAGCAAGCUAGAAGUGGAACGCAAGAUGAAAAUUUUGAAUUCGCAGUUUCGGCGGGAAAGACUGAAAGCUCUGAGGAUGAGGAGGAUGGGGAAGACUCACAAGAUCACGUGGUAUGGAUACAGCGCGUUUUCUUUCAUGAAUAAGAACUUGGCGAGGUAUAAAAAUAAGAGCAAGGGGUUGAUGAUCAGGAGCGUUGUUAAACAAGAGGAAGAUGUGGACAAUUUUGUGCCAUUGUUGAAGAAAUUUAAACAGCGUUUGGAUCAAGAUGGUAACUCAGUUGAGAAUCAAAAUGUUGAUUCUGGUUUAGUUGAGAAUGCGGAUGGAACAGUGGAUGGGGAUAAAGAACCUCAACAAUUCACAGAUGGGGUUUUUAGAAGUUUGCACGAAACCAAGGACGAGUGGGCGCUUUUUGGCGAACUGGUCGCUCAUACCUUGCGGAAGUUACCUGAUAUGUCUAGAUGCAUCGCUAAACAUAAAAUAAAUACAGUCUUGUAUGAGGCUGAGCUCAUCACGUACAAUAGUUCUGAUAAAACCGUUAAAUAAAAUAGCGUCUUAAAAGA
This is a messenger RNA of Zophobas morio, 970 nucleotides long. RefSeq lists its product as uncharacterized. Bases 246 to 953 code for a protein of 235 amino acids. The transcript is spliced from 2 exons. The record is from RefSeq and is a predicted model, not a curated record. Lineage: Eukaryota; Metazoa; Arthropoda; Insecta; Coleoptera; Tenebrionidae.